Messenger RNA from Anastrepha ludens (Mexican fruit fly), 1398 nucleotides. RefSeq names its product ribokinase. Gene Ontology annotation, molecular function: ribokinase activity. The record is from RefSeq and is a predicted model, not a curated record. Bases 211 to 1317 code for a protein of 368 amino acids. The transcript has 7 exons. NCBI's taxonomy places the organism in Eukaryota, Metazoa, Arthropoda, Insecta, Diptera, Tephritidae. Gene Ontology annotation, biological process: D-ribose metabolic process.
UUUACAUUUUAAGACUGUUUCAAAAUGUUUAAAAAAUAUAGAAAUUGAAUAUAAUACAUAUAUUUCAAUCAUAUUUAUCUAUGUAUAUGUACAUAUGUAUGUACAUGUAAAGAUUAUCAAUUCGGUGAUCACUUAAAAGGCGACUAUGGGAGGUUGUUAAGGUUAUAUUCGCCGACCUAUUGACAUUUUUUGUAUUGUAUGCUAUAGAAAAUGGUUCUGAUUAUAAUGCCAACAUUUAUUUUAAAUAAGCGAUACUGGAAAUUUCCACACAAAUUUAGGUGUGAUAAUGUGCAACAAAACUUAUAUGCAAAACAAAUAAAAAGUUACGAGAUAAUGAGAAUGCAAUUAGCUACUCGAAAGUCGAUUUGUCAGAGUUGGCUGAAAUCUGAGGGGCAGAAUAUCAUCAAUCAGAACCUUAGUUACACGGAACGUUUGCCAAAAGCUGGUGAGACACUGCAUGGUCAUACAUUUUUGACGGGGUACGGUGGCAAGGGCGCAAAUCAGUGUGUUGCUGCUGCACGGCUGGGAGCAAAAUGUGCCAUGAUAGCAAAAUUGGGAGAUGAUACUUGGGGUUCGAACUACUUAAAACAACUACAGACAGAGAAUGUGAAUGUUGACCACGUGGAGCAGUGUAAAGGAGCAACAACUGGAAUUGCACAGAUAAGUGUUGCAGAUAGCGGAGAAAACCAUAUAGUAAUCGUUGUGGGGGCGAACAAUUUGUUAAGUGGAGAAGAUGUAAAGAAAGCAAAGGCUUUGUUUGAAACUGCAAAAAUAUUAAUAUGCCAAUUUGAGACACCUCUUAAUGCAACAUUGGACGCAUUGCGCGCCUUCAAGGGCAUAUCCAUAUUGAAUGCAGCUCCUGCGUUGGCAGAAACACCAUCGGAUCUGAUAAAAGCUGCUACAAUCUUUUGUGUAAAUGAAACCGAAGCAGCUUUGACAACGGGUUGUGGAGAUAUCUCUACUUUAGAACAUGCCAAAACAGCAAUGAAGAAACUGCUUGAAAUGGGUGCCAAUAAUGUUAUAAUCACACUGGGUUCUCUUGGUGCUGUUUAUGUUAGAAGCGAAAACCCGCUUCAGUUUAUACACGUACCAGCAAUAAAAGUGACAAAAGUUGUGGAUACAACUGGAGCCGGUGAUGCUUUUAUUGGGGCAUUGGCCUUUAAUAUGGCUCGCUUCAGAGAUUCUCCUUGGUACAAUCUAAUAGGAGCAGCCAAUGAAGUUGCUGCAUAUUCUGUGCAACACCCGGGAACACAAGCUAGUUUUCCGAAACCCGAGCAAAUGCAACGAGUAACUGACUACACAUGGCUAGAAAUAUAAAUACCCGAACCAACAAACGCGUUUACUUUAUUUUUUAUAUUUACAAAAAUUUAUUAAAUAAAGUCUAGUCUAGCUCGGCAA